Molecule: messenger RNA, 2045 nt
Organism: Magnolia sinica
Lineage: Eukaryota; Viridiplantae; Streptophyta; Magnoliopsida; Magnoliales; Magnoliaceae
Product: G-type lectin S-receptor-like serine/threonine-protein kinase LECRK3
Exons: 1
Coding region: 246-1829 (527 amino acids)
Biological process (GO): protein phosphorylation
Molecular function (GO): ATP binding; protein kinase activity
Source: RefSeq, a predicted model, not a curated record
UAAAUCUUCCGACGGAAUUAGCAUACUCUGCUUAUUGGGCUAGGAACACUGUUGGAAAUGGUUCGGAGCUGAUCUUCAGCGAGUCGGGCUCCAUUUCCCUCAGCCUAAGGAAUGGGGACCCGAUUAGACUCACACCGCAGGCAUUGGAUCCAACGAGAGAUUUCUACCACCGGGCAACUCUCGAUUCCGAUGGAGUUUUCAGGCAGUAGGUCCACCCCAAGACCCAGAGCGAGAGCACAUGUUGGAUGCGGUCAUGGUACUCCGUGCAUUCGAUCCCUGAGAAUAUUUGCAUGCGCCUCACCGGAUCGGUUGGCAGCGGAGCUUGUGGGUUUAAUAGCUAUUGCAUGUUAGACGAUCUACAAAGGCCUAGCUGCAAAUGCCCUCCUCACUAUUCUUUCUUGGAUCCGGAGAAUGAGUACAAAGGAUGCAAGCAAGAUUUUCCACCUCAGAAUUGCGAAUCCAGCGGAUUGUCGAAUGCACAGGAGCAAUUUGUAAUGGUAGAGAUGGAUAACACAGAUUGGCCACUCUCAGAUUUCAAACAUGAUCAAUCCACGGAUGAAAAUCGGUGUAAAGAGGAUUGCUUGAGUGAUUGUUUCUGUGCGGUCGCUAUUUUCAGAGAUGGAAACUGUUGGAAGAAGAAGCUCCCGUUGUCCAAUGGCAGGAUGAAUUCCAGCGUAGGUGGAAAGGCUUUCAUCAAGGUGCCUGGAGACAAUACAUCUUUUCCCGAUCCAGUGGAGGAAUGCGGUGAGAAGAAAGAUCGCACUUCUUUGAUCAUCGCUGGGGCGCUGAUUUUAGGAAGCUCUGCAUUCCUCAACGUGCUCUUAGUGGGAGCGAUUUCUCUCGCUCUUUUGUACUCACGCCACCGUAAAAAACAAAUGAAAUUCCGCCCAAGUUCGAGCCUGUUAGGAAGCAAUCUGCGUUCUUUUACUUACAAAGAGCUAGAAGAAGCGACAGAUGGGUUCAAAGAAGAGAUAGGGCGGGGAUCCUUCGGUACAGUUUAUAAAGGCACUAUAGCUGAAUUGGAUUCUAGAAAUUUCGUCGCGGUCAAGAAGCUAGACAAGGUUGUGCAAGAAGGCGAGAGGGAAUUCAGAACAGAAGUGAGCACGAUCGGAGAAACCCAUCACAAGAAUCUAGUCCGACUGCUCGGUUUCUGUGAUGAGGAGACGCACCGGCUUCUGGUAUAUGAGUUCAUGAGCAACGGCUCUUUAGCAACAUUCCUCUUCGGCAGUCUCCGUCUGGACUGGAACCAACGUAUACGCAUUGUAUUUGGAAUCGCCAAGGGUCUAAUGUACUUGCACGAAGGGUGCAGCACCCAAAUCAUCCAUUGCGAUAUAAAGCCUCAGAACAUACUUCUCGACGAUUAUUUUACGGCUAGGAUCUCCGAUUUCGGAUUAGCAAAGCUUUCAAAGAUAACUGAACAGACUCGAAGCAUUAAAAGCAUCAGAGGAACCCGAGGUUACGUGGCCCCUGAAUGGUUCAAGAACGUAACGAUCACUGCCAAAGUCGAUGUUUACAGCUUCGGCGUGAUGUUGCUGGAGAUCAUUUGUUGUAGGAAGAACAUUGAACUGGAGAUAGGGAGCGAAGAGAAGGCGGUGCUGACGGAUUGGGCUUACAGUUGUUACAGAGAUGGGAGAUUGGGUGUGGUGGUGGAGAACGACGAAGAGGCGUUGGCUGACUAUAAAAGGCUGGAGAGGCUGGUGAUGGUGGCGAUUUGGUGUAUUCAGGAAGAUCCAUCGCGACGGCUGUCCAUGAAGAAGGUGGUACAGAUGAUAGAAGGGCUCAUCGAAGUUCCCGUACCCACUCCACCCUUCUCCAUCUGUUACACGUAAUGGAAGCUUAUCGCCAUUUCUCGGCAUGUACAUUCGUAUUUCUAUUAGGUUCCGUUUGGUUGCACCAAAUAAUGGCAACCAAACCCAACCAUAGGGUUCGUUUGGAUGCCUAUCAGCCUAUCUUGUUUGGUUGUAAACUGAAAAUGACGUAUAAAUAAUUGUUUGUGUUUAGAUAAUUCCUUGAGUUGUAUUAAAUGGGAUUGCAUUACUAAUCCC